Molecule: messenger RNA, 453 nt
Organism: Lichtheimia ornata
Lineage: Eukaryota; Fungi; Mucoromycota; Mucoromycetes; Mucorales; Lichtheimiaceae
Exons: 3
Coding region: 1-453 (150 amino acids)
Biological process (GO): negative regulation of protein kinase activity
Cellular component (GO): nucleolus
Molecular function (GO): protein kinase binding; double-stranded RNA binding; protein kinase inhibitor activity
Source: RefSeq, a predicted model, not a curated record
AUGGCCGAAGACGAGAAAAAGGACGAUCAGCAACAACGUGUUAGUCGACACAAGCUCUCUGUGACUCAAAAGACGCAACAACAAUUGGAAAAGAUGUUUAGCCGGAUCGACAAGCCAGUGCACAUUCCAGAGCCACCCAAAGAAAAGAGCGUCAAAGCACCCAAAGAUUUUGUUCGCAAUGUUCCAGGUUCCAGUGCUGGUGCAGGUAGUGGCGACUUUCACGUGUAUCGUGCACAUCGAAGGCGGGAGUAUGCUCGAUUAAAAGAGAUGGAUGAAAAGGAGCGUAAAGAAUAUGAACAACGGUUAUAUGAAGAGGAGCGAGCAGCCAUGAAAGCACAAGAUGAGGAAAGGACAGCCAAGAAAAGAGCAAGGCGUCAGAAACGGAAGCAGAACGCACAACAACAACAACAGCAGAAAAAGCAAAAGACUGAGGACAAUGAUGAUACCAAAUAA